Pseudomassariella vexata is the source of this 540-nucleotide messenger RNA. RefSeq lists its product as uncharacterized. The record is from RefSeq and is a predicted model, not a curated record. The coding region runs from base 1 to 540 and encodes 179 amino acids. NCBI's taxonomy places the organism in Eukaryota, Fungi, Ascomycota, Sordariomycetes, Amphisphaeriales, Pseudomassariaceae. The transcript is spliced from 2 exons.
AUGACCGGAAACCAGCACGGCAAUUUGCCAAAGCCUCCUAAGAAGGAGCAAGGCAAGGGGAACGCGGGCGACCUUCAAUGGCUGCAUGACGCUGCCAAUCAUGCGGAGCCUCGCGACUCCCAGAAGCCCCCGCCCAAGGAGGCCAAGGGAAACGGAGGCAACCGGCAGCAACAGUACGAUCCUAUUGCUUACUGGGGCUUUCAUGACUGGCCGGAGAACAAUUCUCAGAGGACAACUUUCAUGUUGAACAUGUCCGGGGAAACGACACGAAACCUCGCUCGCUAUGUCCUGUUGAUUAGAACCCCCUGGGAAGACGAUGCUGGGGUGGGACUGCAUUACAGAAACAGACGCUCGUCGACCUGCCGGUAUGACAUCGGUCAACCUCUGGCAAUACUGCACAAGUCCCGCCACUGCAUCCGGCAUCGUUCCAACCGGGGUUCCAACUGCGGGGCGCAGGGUGGCAAAACAUGUACCGAGCCAAGCCGGAUGAUUGACGGUGCCGUCGAGACGACCGGGCCAGAUGAGGAAAUGUCGAUUUAG